This is a messenger RNA of Solea senegalensis (Senegalese sole), 1993 nucleotides long. Its product is annotated as dynein regulatory complex subunit 4-like. NCBI's taxonomy places the organism in Eukaryota, Metazoa, Chordata, Actinopteri, Pleuronectiformes, Soleidae. Gene Ontology annotation, molecular function: small GTPase binding; microtubule binding. Bases 79 to 1470 code for a protein of 463 amino acids. Gene Ontology annotation, biological process: flagellated sperm motility. The record is from RefSeq and is a predicted model, not a curated record. Gene Ontology annotation, cellular component: motile cilium; microtubule; Golgi apparatus. The transcript is spliced from 11 exons.
GUCUUGCUUACUCGGCUUACUGUGAGGCCGACGUGGACUUGACACGAAACAUUGUCCUUUUCUCAGCUGUUUGACACGAUGCCUCCCAAAAACAAAGGCGCGAGUAAAAAGGCUGCAAAGGCAAGGACGCCAACACUGAUAGAUGGACUGACCAAGGAGGAGCUAUCCAAAGAGCAGCUGAAGGAACACAUUGUGCGCCUUCGAGAGGAGCUGGAUAGAGAGAGAGAGGAGAGGAACUACUUCCAGCUGGAGAGGGACAGGAUACACACCUUUUGGGAUUGUACAGAAAGAGAGGGACAGGAGGUCAUGGCUCAACUGAAAAACAUGGACCAGGCAACUGAAGAGGAUGAGUGGCGCCACCAAGUGGAGAUCAAGGUGUACAAGCAGAAGAUGAAGCACCUCUUGUGCGAACACCAGAACACGAUCUCCGAGUUCAAAGCGUUUGACUCGCUCUCUACUGACGCUCGACAGAAAGAGCAAGCAAAGCUGGAAAUUAAGCUUCACAAGGAAAUGACGGCCACCAUGGCAGACAUGCUUGUCAGCAAUGAAAACCUCGUCAAGGAACUUAAACUGAAACACCAUGAAGAAAUAGCAGAAACAAGGGACAGAUUUGAGAAGCAGCUCACUGAUAUUCAAGCCACUAAUGAGGAAAAGAUGGAGUUUCUGUCAAAAGAGUUGGAGGAGAAGAGGAAAAAUGAGCUCAGUGAGAGAGAGGAUCACUGGAACAGGCACAUCGCUGGUCUUAUAGAAGACCAGAACAAUGCUCUGAAGGCUGUUAAUGAAUGUGUGAGUGACAUCCCACAGGUUCUGGAUAAUUGUGACUCACUUAAGGCCCAAAUUAAAGAGAUGAAGAUGCAACUGAAGAAGAAAAAGGACCUGAUCCCCGUCACACAAGAUAACAAACAUCUUGCCGAGUACCUCUCAAAAGUCAAGGAGGAAAUUGCUGAGAAAGAGAAAAAAAUUUACAGAAUAAAAAAGAUUAAUUCUGACACCCAUCAGAAGCUCAAAGAAGCACAGCUGAGUGAUCUGAAAAAGAAUCAUGAGGCAAUGAAGCAGAAAUUCAACAAGCUUCAGCUGGAAAGGGAUGAGCUGUACAAGACGUUCCCUGAGAUAAUUGAGAGGGAGCAACACAGAGCGGGUCUAAAGAGUGCACUGCUGGAGACGAAGCUGAAAUCCAUGACUGACCACCUGGAGAAGACACAGGCCCAGCUCCUCUCUGUGCUUUCUGCAUCAAACAUGGACCAAACAGCCCUCUGUGAGCUCACAAAGAAUAUUGAGGAAAGUCUUGACUCAAGUAACAAUGCUAUUAAGGACUCAGAGUUUAAAAAAGCAAAGAUUUCCAAGGCACGCGAGGAUUUGAUGCUGCUCUAUGAAACAAAGCUAAGGGCCCUUGGUGUCCCAGUUGAAGAGACCGUUGGGAUCAGUCUGGCUAGAAAAUGUCCCGGACAGACUGAAAAUGAGUCCAAAUAGCUCACUUCUCUGCAUGCAGGCAGAGAAUGAGAAGCAGUUUGAUCUUAAUAAGUUCAUAUUAUCACCCAUUUUGACUUAAAUGUGUCAUGUUCGAAAAGGUUAGAUUCUGCCUUGUGCUGUACAGACUGUAUAAAAUGAUUUCAUGGACAUAGUUUGAGCUUAAUUGAAGAGAGAGGAUUUAGACAGUAUAUUUUGGUGCAACCAGUCUAGGUUGUAUGUCAUGUCUGUAAAAUCACCUCAGUCUUUCAUUUUCACUCAUUUAUUUAUUUUUUCUCUCAAGAUGCAUACUUUAUAUUAGAACAAGAAUGAAAACCUGUCCCUGAAUUGAGAAGAUGCAUUAAAUUUUUCCACUGCCCCUCCUGUAGCUCACUUCUGUUGUAGCACAACUAUGCUUAACAAAUGAAGGGCAGCUCAUUGUUUGAAUAAUGUUUUAAUUUCGUUAGCAUGACGAUACUAAGAAUUUAGACUGGUAAAUUCCAAUGAUGUGAACAUUUUGUUAUAAUAAAGUUGUUCAGAUUGGCUA